Messenger RNA from Triticum turgidum subsp. durum (durum wheat), 570 nucleotides. The record is from the annotation of a GenBank genome assembly. Lineage: Eukaryota; Viridiplantae; Streptophyta; Magnoliopsida; Poales; Poaceae.
AUGAGGCCCGGAGCCGAGUUCGUCGCCAUGAGCCACCGCGCGGGGGCGCCGAUGGUGGCGCCGGCGCACGGGCUGAUCAACGGGACGGCGCCGCACUCGCCAUGGCAGUCGCCUGUGCCGUACCUGUUCGGCGGCCUGGCGGCGAUGCUGGGGCUCAUCGCCUUGGCGCUGCUCAUCCUGGCGUGCUCCUACUGGAAGCUCUCCGGGUACCUCGACGGCGACCGGGACGGCCAGGAGUCGGGGGGCGACGGGGAGAAGGCCUCGGCGUCCGGCGCGUCCAAGCCGGCCCUGGAUUUCCAGGAGCACGUCGUGGUCAUCAUGGCCGGCGACGACCGGCCCACGUUCCUCGCCAAGCCGGCCACUAGCCGGGCAGCCGAGGUAGAGCUCGCAGCGGCGGCGGCAGCAAGCGCGAGCGCCGUCGACGAAAAGGAGAAGAAGAUGGACGAGCAGGGCUGCGAGGUGAGCUCGCAGCUCGGAGGCGACCCCGCCGACGCGGCGAGCGGGAGCAGCGGCCACCACCAUGACCAUGAGAGCAGCAGCACGACGGGGCGGCAAGAAAGCUUGCAAUGA